CUCUGAAAGGUUUAAGGUAAUUUAAUACACAACGCGAAUUUUAAUACGUGGUCAAAAUAUGUGAAAGGUGAUAAACCCUGUUCGGUCAUAAGUAGAAUGGCCUCUAAGCUUUACGAUGUCGUAGCCGCCGUGGAACACGAAGUUAACUGUCCUGUCUGUUUGGAGGAGUUUCAAGAGCCUAAAUGUUUGCCAAAUUGUGCUCACAACGUUUGUCAGGAAUGUUUGGAAGAGAUGGCUUGUAAAAAUACGAAAAACAUCAUAGAAUGCCCGGUUUGUCGAGUCGAAUCUUUCAUUCCCUUUGCUGGUGUGUCUGCAUUUCCAAAGAAUCAUCUGUUGGCAAGGCUGAUCGAAAAGAAUCCUUCCAAUAAGGCCAAAACCAAUGAGUUCAUUAAGGAAACUCUAAAGAGAAGCAAAGAGAACCUAGAAGGUUUGAAGAGCGCAAUUAACGAGAUGGACACCCGACGCAGUUCUAUAAUGAACCAGGCUGAGAGUCUAAGGCAUGAAAUCAACUCGGCGGCAGAACAAGUCGUAAAAUUGGUUCGCGAUCAAGAACAUCAACUGCUCCUCGAGGUCGAUCAAUAUAUGAACAGUAAUUACACCGAAGCAACCUUCAAUAAACAAAAAGAAAAGCUGGAAAGCUUACUUCAAAAAACCGUCAACUCCAUUGAGAGCCUUGAUAAGAAAAAAGAACCAGAUAAACGCUCGUUAAAACAGUCGCAACAUUUAGAAGAGCUAGCAAAAGUGGCUGGCAUUCAAAUUCUCUCUGCAAGACGUAAGUGCUUUCGCAAUUUCGAUUUGACUUUUGUAAAAAGCGAUUUCUCCCACGUCACUGUGGAAAAACUGAUUGGUACUCUUAGCGUUAAGAGUGAUGCCGAAGGCGACAAAAAUUCACUGGCUGGUCUAAAUGAAAUUCUCAGUAACGAGAAAGUCAUCAAACACAUUGACGGAUCUAAAAUAAAAGUACCAAGCUUUUUCCCUUUUGCAGUCACAGUGUCACAAAAGACUGGUGAUAUAGCUGUUUUAGAUGCCGAGAACAAACGCGUGCAUAUCUUCGAUCGGGAGGGUAACCAUCUUAGCCAAUUCUUGUUCAUUUUUGGAGACUUUUGGGAUAUUACGUAUUCUCUAAGUGACGAGAUAGUUGUAUUAAAUAGAGACAAUAACUCUCUGUUACACUAUGACAGGGGUGGAAAUCUCAAGAAGAAAUUCCCGACCGCCCCGAGGCCAAAGGUUAAAUUUACCUUUCUGUCGCACGAUGCAUCUGGGCGUUUUCUAGUUACGUCCACACCAAGGUACCAAGAAUCGGCUUCAGAAACAGAUUCCUGUGUUCUCAUUUACACUGCAACUGGAAAACUCGAGUCCGUGUUUGGAGGGGGCGUACUUUCGUCUCCGAAGAAAGCAGUGUUCUUCAAAGGAAAGUUUUUCGUUCCAGACGCGGAUAGCAAGAGUGUGAAAGUUUUUAAUAACAAUGGAGAAUUUUGUCAAGAAAUCGGCAGGGGCAUGCUUGAAGACCUCGCUGGGAUUGCCACUGAUUUUGUGAACGGUCGUAUUCUUGUUUGUGACUGUGAGGGGUAUGCUGUACACGUUUACAGCACUUUAGGAACACUAGUCAGAACUAUCAGAACAGCCGCUCCUCCAGUGGAAAUCGUCUUGUGCAAAGAUGGAAAGAGGCUAGUAGUUUGUUUUGACGGCGAUAAGGCAAGAUGCUUUCAGAUUCUUUCAUACACAGAGAGUACUCAUUCGUCGGGCCACGAGCACAAUAAACAAACCUAAUAAUGAGUAUAAGUUGAGGACCAAAAAUAUGUUCGGUUUAGCUUCAGUACUAUUCCGAAAGUAAGAAAAGUUUUUUUAAAAAAGGUUGUUGGGUUAAAACGUGC
Messenger RNA from Porites evermanni, 1874 nucleotides. The record is from the annotation of a GenBank genome assembly. Lineage: Eukaryota; Metazoa; Cnidaria; Anthozoa; Scleractinia; Poritidae.